Porites lobata is the source of this 1366-nucleotide messenger RNA. The record is from the annotation of a GenBank genome assembly. Lineage: Eukaryota; Metazoa; Cnidaria; Anthozoa; Scleractinia; Poritidae.
AUGGGUUUCCCUGGAAUUCCAGGAUCAAAUGGUAUACCGGGAGUGCCGGGCGUCCCGGGGCCACACGGACCCCCGGGAAGAGAAGGUGUAAAAGGACAAAUUGGUGAUAAAGGAUCACAAGGAAUGCCGGGUCCAAGAGGAGACAGAGGGCGUGUAGGACCCCCUGGGAAGAGUGGACCCCGGGAAAUUAAGGGAAUGAAAGGUCAGCAGGGACUUCUGGGAAUGAAAGGAGAGCGAGGCAUUGCGGGAAUGAAAGGAGAGCAAGGAGCUGUGGGAAUAAAAGGAGAGCGAGGCAUUGUGGGAAUGAAAGGAGAGCAAGGAGCUGUGGGAAUAAAAGGAGAGCGAGGCAUUGUGGGAAUGAAAGGGGUGCGCGGAGCUGUGGGAAUGAAAGGAGAGCGAGGCAUUGUGGGGAUGAAAGGAGAGCAAGGCAUUGUGGGAAUGAAAGGAGUGCGCGGAGCUGUGGGAAUGAAAGGAGAGCGAGGCAUUGUGGGCAUGAAAGGAGUUCGCGGAGCUGUAGGAAUGAAAGGAGAGCGAGGCAUUGUGGGAAUGAAAGGAAGAAAAGGAGACAAAGGAGACAAAGGAGAAAGAAGUGUAGUACCACAAACCAACUGGAAACAAUGUGUGUGGAAAUCAAGCAUCAGUACUGAUAACGGAAAGAUUAAGGUAAAUAGAAUAAGAAUCAUAACACACUCCUAAGAAAAUUCAUUCCUUUUUAAAUUAAAAUGUUUCAAAGAAGAACGUCUCCCCUCUCACUCACCGUUUGCCAACUCAUUACAUAAAUAACUAAGUUACAUUUCUCUAUACUUUGGUUCUUUUUUGAACGAAAAAAAGAAAACCAUCAUGCGUGAUAAAAUGAUUCCUGGCCAUAUGGAUAAGGACAACGAAAAUUGAAGCUAUUACAGAGUUUUUUAAAAAAUGAGGAAGUAAACAUGACUAGAGUUGUUAGUAUCAAUCAUUACACACGGUUGCUCGCCUUACUACAAUAUGUUUGAUUUGUUUGAUUUUAUUCCAGGACUGUGCGUUUAACAAACAGCAGUCUAAUUCAGCGCUCAGAGUCUCAUUCCAAGGAAUCAUGUAUGUCUAUGGUGAUAAUAAGUGUAACCGGUGGUAUUUUAAGUUCAAUGGAAAUGAAUGCAGUGGACCAAUGACGAUUGAGGCUGUUAUUUACAACAGCUGGUCAUCAGGGAACAGUGUUUUGCUGCAUCAUCGGUCAUUUGAGGGUUACUGUGAAAACAUCCCACAAGGCGCCGUUAGAGUGGAAUUAUGGAUAGGACAGUGCAGUAGCUUUAAGCUGGGUGAUGCUCGCACAGGGUGGCUAUCAGUGUCCCGGAUAAUGAUUGAAGAAGUAUCUAGGCCCCAGUCCUAA